Molecule: messenger RNA, 4063 nt
Organism: Centropristis striata (black sea bass)
Lineage: Eukaryota; Metazoa; Chordata; Actinopteri; Perciformes; Serranidae
Gene: epn3a
Product: epsin 3a
Exons: 11
Coding region: 481-2343 (620 amino acids)
Biological process (GO): endocytosis
Cellular component (GO): endosome; plasma membrane; clathrin vesicle coat
Molecular function (GO): phospholipid binding; clathrin binding
Source: RefSeq, a predicted model, not a curated record
GGGAAAGUGGAAGCAGAGGGACACGGGCUCGUUUCGAUUUACUGUUUUCAUCGGAUUCUGUCGAGGUUUCAACUUUUAAACUCCGAAGCAUAGCUGAGUCACGGUCACAUACUUCACCUACCCGAUCAUCCCAUUUGACGCAACGUGCAUGAUAAUGGCUCCAGCCGUCCUAGUUUGGGACAAAAAGGACACAAGUUGAAUCGAGAGCUGUGCUUUUUCAUCCAGCGGUUUUUAGUGUUUUUCCACACAUCUGUUGGGCAUAAUAAAACACACCUGGACGAGCAUGUUGGCCUGAUCUGGGAACAGUUUGCUUCCUCAGGAAGAAGCUUGUGGACAUCACUGAAGUUCCCAACAGGAGUUCGACUUCAUUGCAUUUUUCCCACUGAACUGAUCCGUAACAAGCCACCUGGCCUGAGGCGACGCAGUGGGCUGGCCUGCUGUUAAACUUUACUUUGCCACCUGUGAAACACUACUGCCAUCAUGCAGACCUCAUCGCUCCGCCGGCAGAUGAAAAACAUGGUCAACAACUACACGGAGGCCGAGAUCAAGGUCCGGGAGGCCACCUCCAACGAUCCCUGGGGUCCUCCCAGCUCGCUCAUGUCUGAAAUCGCAGACCUGACCUUCAACGUGGUGGCUUUCACCGAGGUCAUGGGUAUGAUCUGGAAACGGCUCAACGACCACGGUAAAAACUGGCGCCAUGUUUAUAAAGCACUGACCCUGAUGGACUACCUGAUUAAAACAGGCUCCGAGCGUGUAGCCCGGGAGUGCCGGGAGAACAUUUACAGCGUCCAGACACUGAGAGACUUCCAGUACAUAGACCGAGACGGACGUGACCAGGGCGUCAACGUCCGGGAGAAGGCCAAGCAUCUGGUGGCUCUGCUAAAAGAUGAAGAGAAGCUGAAGAAGGAGAGGAGCCAGGCUCUGAAGACUAAGACACGCAUGGCUGGAGCCUCCAGUGGCAUGGGCUCUGGGUCCAUGCCCCCUCCGUACCCGGGGCGCCGCACAAGCCAGCCCAGCUCAGGAGGCUCCCUCAGGGAUGACGGCAGGUGCAGAGAGUCACCGUCCUCCUUUCACUCUUCCUCUUCCUCUCCUCGACUUGCACCAGACCUGGAGCAAGCUCGGCCCGCGACCAGUGGAGAAGAAGAGCUGCAGCUGCAGCUGGCCCUGGCCAUGAGCCGAGAAGAAAGUGAAAAGCCACCUCUUACAGUGGAUAUUGAUGAGCAGACCCAGCUCCAGAUCGCUAUGACUCUCAGCAAGGAGGAGACCCGGAAGCCAGCCCCACCUCCAGUUGCUGCUGCAGCGGUGGAAAUGGACGAGGACACCCAGCUCCAGUUAGCUCUGAGCCUGAGCAAGGAGGAGCACCAGCAGGAGCAACUCAGUCGCCAAGGAGACGAGUCCAUGCUCAAGAAAGCUCUGGAGGACAGCAAACGUGAGAUGGAGACUAAAGGCGGGACUGCCUUCAUGGACCUGGUAGAUGUUUUUGCAUUGCCUGUAGAUCAGCCUCCUAGUGACCAGCGAUGGAAUAAUGCCCCACAGCGGGCAGCUGCUCAUGCAGGGAGCACAGACCCCUGGGAUUCCCUGGAAGGCAGCACUAACCCCUCCAGGGUCGAUCCUCCUUGGAUGGCACCGCCACCGUCCAACAGCCCGCCUCCACCAUGGGAGCCCCCAUCCGACCCCUGGGAUGGUAACCUUAACGCUACAGGUGGAGAAUGGGCUUUCACUUCUGACCCAGCCUCCUCAGGGGUUGAUCCAUUCUCAGCACUCAAGGGAGCAGCAAGGGAAGCGUCUCCACGAGCUGGAAGCCCCUCAGAUGGGGAUCUGUUUGAUGAGGCGAUGGAUGGAGGUAAAAUGAAUGUAAACGGGCGAGAGGAGGACAGUCCUGAGCUAUUUGACCUGUCACGUCUCGGAGAAAGCCUGGCUGCUCCCAGCCCGCGUAAGUGCCGGACACCUGAGGCGUUCCUGGACCCAACAGCAGCUUCCUUGGUAAACCUGGACAGCUUGAUCCCACCGAAUCCUCCAGCCAAGAUCCUGAACCCUUUCUUAUCAGGCCUCAGUGCUCCUUCACCCAACAAUCCAUUCCAAUCUGAGCAGCCCAAACUAACUCUGAAUCAAAUGGGCUCCAGCUCCAGCUCUUCGGCUCUCCAGGGCACUUCUCUUCCAUACAGUGCCUCGUUGCCUCUGCCUAUGAGCCACCAGCCUGCCAGCCUCCCUAUUUCACAUACUCACCCCACCCAGCCUGGUAUGGGCCUGCCCGUGGCCCUCCCUGAGCCCUUGUUGCCCUUUUCCUCAGCCAGCACCGAUGGCUCACAGGCUGCACAGAACAGUCAGAACCCUUUCUUAUGAAGACCAACUAAACUGGAAGACAAAAAUAUCUUUGAAAAAAGGGGAAUGCCAUUAGGUUAUGCUCUUGAAAUUAAACUCUAACCGCAGACUGAACUUCAGCCCCAAGGAAUUGUAUGAAAAGCCUAUUCUUAGCUGUUUUUAUAUUGUGUUAUAAUACAGUAACCCUUAGAUUGAUGCAAGCUGGUUCUGCUUUUCACUGCAACAAUCUGUCCUGCUACUUUUGUCAUGGAUGCGGUAACAGGGACACCUUUGUAUCAGAAACCAUUAGUGUCACAUAAAUCUACUUUAAAGCUGGAGUCAGUGAUCCUAGAGAAAGAUUAUUGAUAUUUGAAUAUACCCCUCCACCAGUGCUUCUUUGUUACAGACACUCUCACUCCCACUGCCUUUCUCUCGAACAUCCUUGGUCUUUCCCCUGUCCUGUGCACAACCAUUAGCACAGCAGUUGCUGUUUGUGUGGCUCGACCUGAGCCUAUUUCUUUUUUUCCUGAUUACAGAGCCAAACUAUGUAUGAACUAUUGAUUUCUAAUAGAAGUGGAUAUGCCUCAGCCUUGCACCCAACUCUUUCCAGUAUCCACUCAUGGUGUCCCAAAAAGCAUCUUUACCCCAUAAACCCCAAUAGUAAGAGACACCUGUAAAACUGUUAAAAGAACACCUCAAAUGGCAGACAAUGUCAAUUGAGUCUUUCUAUUAUGAUUCCUUUGUUUUAUCCAUUGAGGGUGUAUACUUGUAAACUUUUCUAAGCAGAAAAAAAGUGACUUAAAAACCUGUGACAUCAUCAUAAUGUGAAAUCUUUGACCUGAUUCAAUCAAUUGUCAUUUGAUUGAAAAGGGUGCCAUCAUUGGGUACAGUAUUCAGUUCUUAUAGUACAUACAUAGUAUGAACAUUAGAUUUUUGUCAGCACACACACAGAACCACAAUUAGUUAGCUCAUUGAGCUAUUUAGGGAAUCUGACAAAAAAAAAAGGAUAAGAAUCGCUGACUCCACCUUUAAGGAUGUAUCCUGUAGAGUGCUGCAGGGAUGAUGUAUUUAUGUAGGUAGCAUUGCCUUGGUUUACUCGAUAAAAAGCCACUAGGAUAUUUUUCCAUAGACUAUCUUCAACAUCACCUCCACUCACUGCUAUUGUUUGGUGUGAUGAUGUUUAAUGUACCUAACAAUAUCUGUAGUCUCAUUUAGCAGCCUGUAAACAACGGACUUUUCUUGAGACAUGUAAAAACUUCAAAAUUAAUUUACUUAGGUAUUUUAUGCUGUAAAAAAGACCUCCUUUCAGGCAUCUAACCAAUAAAAAACCCACUGACUUUGAGGUGAGGGAACUGGAAAUGCAAAAGUGCAUUUCUGCAUUUUACAAAUCAUUCCUGCAGCACUCAUUGCAAACUGAAUUCAUAAAAAGAAAACACACACAGAAGCACAGUUUGAUAAUAUUUUCUUGUCACUUCACAUACAUUUACCAGGCAAAUGUAUUACUGCUUUUCAAGUAGGCAACAAGCCUCCUACUCACUCAACUGCUUUUGUGAUUGGCUUAACUGGCUUCUGCUGCUGUCAUAUACAAACAUACAAAAUAGAUUUCUGAAACGAGAUGCAUUAGAGACCUGUCCUGUUCUUGAAAUGUUGCUGCAUCGACACUUUGUGGAGCUUCUGUUGGGCCAGAACUGAUAAGAAACAUCAGUGUGUACAUGAUUUUACUAAAGUGAAAUGAAAUGCUGGGGUUAACUGAAUGAAAUUA